AUGUCUUAAAAAUCAAAAACACUACUGCAACUACUUCAGCAAUAAUAGCAUUUCCAUGAUGAUAUCAACACAUCUUUGGAGUCUAAUUACAGACAUAGUUCAGAACAUACAGAAAAGAAGUUUGAUCUCAAAUUACAAAAAUCCAUACUCGAUCUCUAUUCAUAAAUUAAGAGCAACAUCCUCAAAACUGAAGAUCAUUUGUUAUUAUGCUAAAUAAGAAAGUUAGUGCCUUUGGACAAACCAGAAGAUCUCUACACAGAUCCAAAUAGUUUAAUUUGUUAUAUAGGCUGCAUUUUCACAGUCCUAAUGCAAGAUAAAGUAUUUUUUAAAUCUUAUUAGUUAAAUUUAGAAUAAUAAGUAGAGGAACAAAAAAUUAGAGAUUAAAGUGAUUAUGAAGAAUAAUUGAUUAAAUUGGAAGCCGAGAUUAGAUAACACAUAAGAAUUGAAUAAUAAUUGAAGUUGUUUGCAGAAAAUACACAAUCAAAAUUGGAAGAUGCUUUGAAAAUAAAAGAAGAAUAAGAAGAAGAAUUAUAAGCAAUCAAAAGUGAUUUUUAAGUCUUAUAUGAAAAGAACAACGCCUUGAAUCAGAAACUAAAAUCAUAGGAGAAGGAAAUCUAAAUGAUUAAAAAUAAUAGUACAAUAGACACUACAAACCAAUCUCUUAAAUCUACUUUAAAUAAUCAAAAGUCUUAAUACAAAAAGGAGAACAUUGAAAAUGAACAUCCAAAAUAGCAAUCUAUUACAAUAAAUUUAUAAGUUGAUAAGUAGAAGCCUCCUCUUUAAGAUUAUCAAGACAGAAUCUAAACUGAUCCAUAAGAUGAUUAUUUUAAGCCUAGAAAUGAUUCUCAUAAAAGAAUUAUUUCAACUCAUGUUGCAAAUACUCAAAAUAACAAAUCUACUUAUUUAGCUUCAAGAACACAAACAGAAUCAUGUGAAUAUUAAGAACGAAAAAGAAAACAUAAUUCAUCUCAUUAUGAAACUUAAAAUGUUUAAAAACACCAGAGAAAUAAGACAGCUUAAAAUGUAUUAAAUCUGAUAAAAGAUCAGGAACUAAAGCGUCAAUAAUCAGUAAAAGCAUGUUAAGAUAAAGCUUAAAGUAAUUAAAAUAAAGUUAUGAAAAAACCAUCAACAUCUUAACAUGCUGAACCUAAUAGGUCCAACAAUUCUGUUCAUAGUUUUCGUAAAUAGCCAACUGAGGUGAGUCAAAUUCCUCGACCUUUUUCAUGCGCUGAAUAAAUUGAAGAAUCACAUCAUUCCUUUUAAAAGGAUCUAAGUAUGGAUAUGGGCAAUUAUUAGAAACAAAAUGGAGAUUAUUAAGAUAAUUAACAAUAAAUUAAGAAGCUAUUACAAUAAUAUCAAUAGAAACAUAGUCUAAAUGACACUUUAACCAAAAAAUUACUUUAAGAAUACAAAAAAAGAUAAGGAUACAACUGUAAGACAAUCUAUUGA
This is a messenger RNA of Paramecium tetraurelia, 1449 nucleotides long. RefSeq lists its product as uncharacterized. The record is from RefSeq and is a predicted model, not a curated record. The transcript is spliced from 6 exons. NCBI's taxonomy places the organism in Eukaryota, Ciliophora, Oligohymenophorea, Peniculida, Parameciidae.